UUUAUUCCAGUGCCCAGUUCGGUGUCUCAACUGAUCAACUCCUACAACUAUGAGGGCGGCGAUAUCAUAGAUUCGAUUCCCGAGCACGACUGGAAGUUGCUAGCAGCUUUGGCACGAAAGAGAGAAGAUGACGCUGAGAGGGAGAAGCUGGCUGACCAGUUCCGGAAGCUGUGGCAGAGGGAGAAAGAAGAAAGAGAUAUGGUGGCCGCAGAAACAUCCGAGCAAUACAAGAGGUAUUUGCACAAGAAGAGGCAGGAGCAGAACUCUUGGAUAGAGUACCAGCGCUACCACCGGUCUCUGGAACAGCAACUAAGAACGGGACGACUCCUGGACUACAUCAGGGACAAGGAGAGGAGAAGCGCUGCCCAAUUAGAAGCUACUGAUGAUAAAAAGGUUUCAGAAUUAGUGGACCGAGCGUUAGAAGAAGAGGCUCGUUCGCGCUUGGCCGCCGACCGGCGAGUUAGAUUGGACGCGGCGGAAAAGUGGAGGAGACAGGCGGAGUUGGAUGAUGCCCAGAGAAGAGAAGACGAUGCCAGGAUGAGGAGAGAUGCUUUGCUAAGAGAUAUGUCAAAGCGUGUUGCAAUAACCAACGCUCUCAGCUCGUGGGAGACCUCUCUCCUGCGGCAGGAGAUCACGGCAUUGGACGCCGAACGCCGCGCGCACCACGCUGCGCACGCGGCGCUGACCAGGGAACGCAGUAUAAGACUGUCUAGAGCACGUGCUGCCAGACAACGGCGGGCGAGGAAGUUGGCUGCCAUCACGGCGAAACUGAGAGAUGCUGUGAGGACCGGGAAAUUGUGAAAAAGGACUGUUAAAUAGUCUUUAAACGUAAAUUAAGGGUUUAUUAAAACGGUUUCAAAAACUUCUUCGAAAGGUCAGAGAUUUCGUGUUGUACCUACAAGAACAUGAACACUGAGAAGUAAAAAUCAUACGGAUGAAGUUCAAAUGGAGAAUAAACUGAAUAAGCGAUUUCAAGUCCAGCACAAAUUUCAGUAUGUUAAAGUAAAAUUUUCGCCUGCA
This is a messenger RNA of Amyelois transitella, 1020 nucleotides long. RefSeq lists its product as uncharacterized. The record is from RefSeq and is a predicted model, not a curated record. NCBI's taxonomy places the organism in Eukaryota, Metazoa, Arthropoda, Insecta, Lepidoptera, Pyralidae. The transcript has 4 exons. The annotation marks the transcript as partial.